Molecule: messenger RNA, 1759 nt
Organism: Pocillopora meandrina
Lineage: Eukaryota; Metazoa; Cnidaria; Anthozoa; Scleractinia; Pocilloporidae
Source: the annotation of a GenBank genome assembly
AUGAAGACCUACCGCCAGUUCCCUGGCAAGGCCUGGCUUCACUAUGACACUGCCUUUUGGAAGGAUGCACCUGCAUCAGGCCUGGCAGACUGGUCGUGCAAAAACCUCAACCUGUACAAUUUCCAUACUUGUUUGGUGCCACAGUCCCAGCCAUCAGCUGCAUCUUCUCCAUUCCCUAACUCAGGCAGCUUGUCAUCCAACUUCUGCAGAUCACGAAGUGAUAGCAUCUGUCACUGGCUCUUUGGUCGAUGCCGGUACUGCCACUUCUGUGAUAAAUGUGAAGGGGACCACCCCAGCAUCAACUGCCCCUUUCGUGCCUCCAAAUCAUAUGAGCAGCACUCCCAAGCAACUACCUCAUCUUGGUACAAAUGCCAGCAGCAUUGAGGUGGUCUAUAGAUCACCAAAGGCCACAGGGCAUUCCAUUACUGGUGCUUUUCAGCAAGAUUUGGUCUCUCCUUUUAGAGCUUCACCCACUAGUGCAGACAAACUGCAGCAGGAACUUUGUUUUCAUCCUGAUCAAAGAAAAGUGGAUUUUGUCAUUUCUGGUACUACUGGUGGUUUUUUUUCUUGGCUUUGAUCCUUUGGCAGUAUUAUUGAGGUCUGCGACCCAGAAUAUGCCAUCAGCAGCACUUCACCCUGCCGUGAUUGAUCAGUAUCUCUUCACAGAACUUCAAAAAGGUCAUGUAGCUGGCCCCUAUGCUAUAUCUCCAAUUCCAAACCUUCAUGUUAGUUUCUUUGGAGUGACCCCAUAGAAGUACCAACAUGGAAAGUGGUAGCUUAUCUUGGACUUAUCUAGCCCAGUGGGCCAUAGCAUCAACAAUGGCAUUCCUAGGGAGCCUUGCUCUUUACAGUACAUGAAAGUAGACAAUGUCAUCGGUGGGAUCAUGUCAUGCCCAACUCACUUGUCUGCCAGAACAACUUGGAUUUGUGCAUUCCACUUUUUGGGGACGAAGGCAUCCCCCUUCACCUAGAUAAACUGGAGGGGCCAUCCACCUGCUUAACAGUGCUUGGUAUUGAGCUGGAUUUACUUGCCCUUCAGGCUUGUCAUCCAUGGGACAAGUUUGAGCAAAUCAUUGCCUUGUUGGAUACAUGGUCUUCCAAACAGUACUGUCUGAGAAAAGAGCUGGAAUCUCUCAUCUGCAAUCUCCAACAUGUAAAGUCAUUCCUCGUCAGGCAUACCUUUUUACAGCAUAUGAUCAACUUAUUAUUAGUGUUCCAAGGGGAUGACCACCCCAUAAGGCUUCAAAAAUUUCAUUUAGACCUCUCUUGGGGGCAUGAAUUCUUCCAUUCUUGGGAUGGCCUCAGUUUUCUGUUUACCCCAAUUGGGCUCCACUACCUGAUUUUUCUGUUUCCUAUCAAUUGCAUACAAGGAGCACUUCCCAGUGGGUCCCUCUUAGCAGCCCACCAUUCCUUUGCCUUUGCGGCCUCUCAUACUGCUAGUAGAGACAAUUUUAUUGCUGAUGCCUUAUCUCAUUUUGAUUUCCAGGGUUUCCAUUGUCUAGCUACACACGCAGCACCUGUGGCUACAUCAGUCCUGCAGUCUCUACUGGCCCAGCUUCCCAUGACUUGAAAGCAAAUUAUCCAAUGGUCUUGCACCCUCCACUCAGCAGUCUAUGGCUCUGCUCAACACCAAUACCUAGCUUUCUGUGGUCAGGAUACUCCUAGCAAUUUAUGUCAUCCCUUUCUAACUGCUAGUGAACAAACAGUGAUGUAUUUCUGUGCAUACCUUGCAGAUUGUCUUCAUCACUCCUUCUAUUAA